Branchiostoma belcheri (Belcher's lancelet) is the source of this 4037-nucleotide messenger RNA. Its product is annotated as flocculation protein FLO11-like. The transcript has 11 exons. The record is from RefSeq and is a predicted model, not a curated record. The annotation marks the transcript as partial. Lineage: Eukaryota; Metazoa; Chordata; Leptocardii; Amphioxiformes; Branchiostomatidae.
CACAACAACUCAAGGGUCAUCUGGCCCAACCACAACCGUCAGUACAUCGGCCACAAGUCCUACCGCAUCUCAAGCAACUACCUCCCAGCAAACAACAGCGACUGCUGGUCCAACCACAACAGGACCAACGCCACUCUCCACCACAAGAGAAACGACUCCUGGAGUUACAACUCAAUCAACUACCCCGGGAGCUACAACUCAAGCUGGGACUGGAAGUACAGCGGUGCCAACAACAGUCACAAGCUUCACUUCAACUCAGAGUGCAACUCAAAGCACAACCAAAGAGACCACGUCUCCAAUCACAAGCCAGGCAUCUACAACUCCUGCAACAGGAACCGCCACAACUCAAUCACAGCACUCUUCACUGGCACAACUACUCAAGGCCCAACCGAGACCACUGCGUCCUUGACUACAGCUGACACGACAACUCAAGGGUCAUCUGGCCCAACCACAACCGUCAGUACAUCGGCCACAAGUCCUACCGCAUCUCAAGCAACUACCUCCCAGCAAACAACAGCGACUGCUGGUCCAACCACAACAGGACCAACGCCACUCUCCACUACCAGCAUAACAACUCCUGAAGGUACAACUCAAUCAACUACCCCGGGAGCUACAACUCAAGCUGGGACUGGAAGUACAGCGGUGCCAACAACAGUCACAAGCUUCACUUCAACUCAGAGUGCAACUCAAAGCACAACCAAAGAGACCACGUCUCCAAUCACAAGCCAGUCAUCUACAACUCCUGCAACAGGAACCGCCACAACUCAAUCCACAGCACUCUUCACUGGCACAACUACUCAAGGCCCAACCGAGACCACUGCGUCCUUGACUACAGCUGACACGACAACUCAAGGGUCAUCUGGCCCAACCACAACCGUCAGUACAUCGGCCGCAAGUCCUACCGCAUCUCAAGCAACUACCUCCCAGCAAACAACAGCGACUGCUGGUCCAACCACAACAGGACCAACGCCACUCUCCACCACAAGAGAAACGACUCCUGGAGGUACAACUCAAUCAACUACCCCGGGAGCUACAACUCAAGCUGGGACUGGAAGUACAGCGGUGCCAACAACAGUCACAAGCUUCACUUCAACUCAGAGUGUAACUCAAAGCACAACCAAAGAGACCACGUCUCCUAUCACAAGCCAGGCAUCUACAACUCCUGCAACAGGAACCGCCACAACUCAAUCCACAGCACUCUUCACUGGCACAACUACUCAAGGCCCAACCGAGACCACUUCUUCAGUGACUACAGCUGACACGACAACUCAAGGGUCAUCUGGCCCUCUAUUUGGCACAUCUUCCUUUACAAGUGACACCACAUCUCGUAUCCAAACUACACAUCUAAUUGGAAUACAGUCAACAUCAACUUUAAGUGAAAUUACAAGUCAGCAAACUCCGUUCUUCACCACAUUGCAGAGUACAGAAGUUAGUCAAGGAACUUACUCUAGGAGUACAUCUUCUCGGCCCGGAGAAAAGACCGACCCAACAAGCACAAUCUAUGGUACAUCUCAGAGUACAGACGAACCCCUUUCCUCCUCUACUUUAACUGACGCUGUUGGGAAGAGCUCCACUCAACCAUCUACAAUUUUCGUAAUAACUGGAGUCAUAGGAAGAAGAUCAACGUACCAAUCCACGUCACUCAGUGCAACAGAUGAAAGUACAACUCUGCCAACAGCACAGGCCAUGACUACAACAGAAAACACACCACCGGCGUCUGCUGACAGUGUCAGCACCACCACCAAAGUCACAAACCAACCAACCCAGACAACAGAUGAUCAGGCGUCGACGGUCUCCACACUAUUUGACAUAUCAGCGUGUCAGCAAGAGGUAGCAAGACUCCAAGCUCAGAACGAGCAGCUUCUACAUAUCAUCUAUGGAACCGCCUCCGUAGCAAGCUUGCUGUUGGUGAUUUCGACCAAGGUUAUCGUUCAGGCGGUGCACAAUCUGUACAAGAAAUGGAAACUGCCGCGCAGCCAAGGGUCUCGGUCGCGACCAUCUACCGAGAGAAGAGUGACACCUGAAGGCAGUGAAGACCAUGAAAUUACGACCAAUAAUGGACAAACCAACGAUGUGGAACAGGGAGUGAAGAAGACUGGCAACGCCUGGCAGCCGGUUCUCCCGCCGGUCCAGCUGGGGUCACGGACCAUAACGUUGCCGGCUCCUCGAAGGGCAUCCGAUGGAGGCUUGUCGCGACCCAAGCUCACCUUCUACCGACGAGGCGGGGUGGUGGUCCCUGCGCCUCCUGGUGGCGCCGGGCCAUUCCCGUCCACGCAAACAUCUCCGCAAGACCUGCCCGAAACUCGGCUGCCCUCAGACGAAACCUUCAUUAGAAGGAAAUCCAAGCAAGGGGACUUGAUUCUGCCUCAGAUACCACCUAACAUCCGAGGCGCGAUCCCUACUGCGGUCAACGCUCUCCUGCCCAUUGCGCAAACUGGAGAAGCUCCCACCACGUCUGUCAUCUCUCCAGAGGAAUCGUUCUUGGCUAUGAAGGCCAAGCAGCAGGAGAACUUGGUACUGCCUAAGCUCCCACUGCCAAGGCGUGGUUCGAUCCCGAUCCGUACUCGAGAACCCCUCCCGUCCGUACAGACAUUAUUGAGCAACGCUGGCCUUUCGCAGGUUCCGAAGAAGACCGAAGAAGAGUUAAGAGGCCCCACGCCGAUCGAGGAAGGCCAGAAUGAGAUUCCUGGCGUCGUCAAUGCCGAGGAACCUUCCUUACCACCCAUACUACGUUCAGAACAAGGCAGGGCUGUCCCGACGUCCACAAAGGAGGGGAACAUACCUGCGGAGGAGAAGACUAAAGAACAGACAGACGAUGAGACAAAACCAAUAAAGGAAAGGCCGGAGACCCAACGAGAAACAACAGACGAGAAAGUGCUACAAGAAGAUGAGGAGGAGGAAACAGACGUGAUCAAAGAAGAGACAGACGAACAGCUGGAAGAAGAAAAGAACAGACUGCAGGACAGGAGGGGAUCUAAGCUGACAGAGGAAGACAAACUACGGAUGGCAGAAAUCCUGAAGGCUCAAACGGAAAGAAGGCAACAGAAAAUGAGGAAGCGAAGAGACAGGCGCAAGAAGAAAGAGGAGGCACAAGUAAACGAAGAGGAAGAAAUAAGAAGAAGGGCAGAAGUGGAAAGACGUAACAGCAUUGUGGAAGAAGACAGGCGCAUCGUGGUGGAAGGGCAGAGGCGUAAGAUCAUGGAAGAAGAGAGAAUAAAAGUUGAAGCCCCGAUCCUCGACGAUUUGGAACCGGCACUAGAACAACACGAUCCUCACGAGCUAGAGACAUAUAUCAGUGCCUUCUACAGCGCUAAACUGACGGAUGACACAGGCCUUCUGAAGGAGACAGAGGGUAUCUACGACGCCAUACAGGCACAACACGAUUUGACGGAGGCAUUUGCGAAACGAGACCUGGUGAAGCUUGAUGAAGCCAUGGCGGCUGCUGAACGGAUUAUCAACACGAACGAAAAUCGGCCUGCCCCACCACCGGUUAGGCCUGGAGGAAUCGACCCUCUAAGAGCCAGGAGGAUAGAGAUGUGGAAGAAGGCGGCUGAGGAGAACAAGAAGGUAACGGACCGCCUGUCACGGCAACUGCACCAAGCUGACAAGAUCAAGCAGCUAGAGAAACUAAGGCGAGAGGUACUUGAUGCAAGUCAAGUUACCAUCUCAGAGAUAAGGAACUACAACCAUCCUCCCCAGAAGGUUCACCAGGUUAUGACGGCUACGUACCUGUUGCUGGGAGUCAAGGAGCGGGAGACAGAGGACUGGCGAAAUGUUCAGGCGCUGAUGGGACACUCGUUGACGAAGAAGAUCCAGCACAUUAACCCGUCGCGAGUGCGGCUACAGACGGCCCUAAGAGCUCAGGAGAUACUCAACAACUUCACUCCCGGGCAGAUCCGUGACGUCAGCGCUGGGGCAGCGUCCUUCUACCAUUGGGCACAAGGGGUGAUACAAGUGGUCAUCAGCAGUCACCAUGCGAAGGCGAAGGUCUAGGGGAGACCAUUCUUCCUGCUUCUGCCAAUUGUCGACUGGAAUCC